AAGGUCCCUGUGUUCUGCAGAUUCAAAAAAUUCGCAAUGUAGCUGCACCAAAGGACAAUGAAGAAUCUCAGGUGGCUCCCAGAAUGCUGCGCUUGCAGAUGACCGAUGGACACACAAGCUGCACUGCAAUAGAAUAUACUUACAUGUCAAAAAUAAGUCUGAACACACCUCCUGGAACAAAAAUUAAACUGUUGGGAAUCGUGGAAGUGAAAAAUGGCUUUCUCCUUCUGGAUGACAGUAACACAGUGGUCCUUGGAGGUGAAGUGGAACAUCUUAUAGAAAAGUGGGAGUUGCAAAGGAGUUUAUCAAAACACAACAGAAGCAACAUAGGAACAGAAGGUGGACCUCCUCCCUUUCUCCCUUUCGGGCAGAGGUGUGUAUCUCAGCUUCAAGUGGACAGCAAGGAAUUGGAUCGCCGAAAAACUCUGCAAGUGACAAAUGUGGCUAAACCGAUGGGUGACAACGAUGAAUUUGAAAAACAGCGAACAGCUGCUAUUGCAGAAGUUGCAAAAAGCAAGGAGACCAAGACUUUUGGAGGAGGUGGUAGUAAUACUAGAAGCAACCUCAGUUUGAAUGCAGGAGGGAAUCGAAGCAGGGAAGUAUUCCAGAAAGAGAAGAUGAAGCCUGAAGGAAAAAAUGAAGGUGUCUAUCGUGAACUGGUUGAUGAAAAGGCUCUCAAACACAUAACAGAAAUGGGCUUCAGUAAGGAAGCAGCACGACAGGCACUUAUGGAUAAUAGCAACAACCUUGAAGCUUCAUUAAAUUUCCUCCUCAACAGCAAUAAACAAAUGACUAUUCAAGGGCCAGCCGUUAGAGGAAAAGGAAAGGGGAGAGGCCGAAUACGACCUGAAGAUGAGGAAGAACUUGGAAAUGCUAGGCCAUCUGCUCCAAGCACAUUGUUUGACUUCCUAGAGUCUAAAAUGGGUACUCUCACAGUAGAAGAACCAAAGGUACAGAUGGCAUUGCAGCAUCAUGGACCCCAGAGAGUACCAAACACUGAGCAAAAUGGUGUAAAAGUAUAUAACCAUCAAAGACACACUUCUCGAAAUGAACCUAGGCAGCCAAGGAAUGAGAAGCCACCUCGCUUUCAAAGAGAUAGUCAAAAUUCGAGGCAUGUUACGGAUGGAAGUGGAUUAUUGAGAGCAAGGCCUUCUGAAAGGCAGAAUUCUCUGGGCCCUGAUCAGUGGACUGAAGAGAAAAAUAAGUGUGAUAGACUUUAUCCUCGGAAAGAUUUUGCAUACCCUAUAGCUAGUCAUUCUGGUGACCUUCAUUUCAAGAGGAGGGAGACCCCUGUGCAAAAUAGGCCAGGAAAAAUUGGGUCACUAAUUGAAAUGAAAGAGAACUCUGCUGGCCAAGAUUCAGCUGAUAACAAUAACCAGAAACAAGGAAGUAGGGAAAGUCAGAUACAUCACCCCAACAAUUUCUGUGAUAGGAAAACAUUAAUCCUAGCGAAUGAAUCUUUUACUGCCUUAAAAAACGAGCAGCAAUUUGGUGUGACUGUAGAUUACUCAAAUCCAGUUAGAACUGAACAUUUUUGUUCUGUACCAAAUGGCGAUUUGGAACAUUUCCCAAAAGGAAGGAGAGUUGGACCUAUUAAACUGCCUCCCCCCAAUAUGGCCAUUUCCUUUGAUGUCAAAAUGUACUAUGAUCCUGGUCCCAAAAAGCGAUCUGGGCCCAUCAAGCCAGAAAAAAUGUUGGAGCCACCUGUUUCAGGAGAGUAUGGGAAAAGCUGGCAACCAGGGGACGAAUGUUUUGCUCUUUAUUGGGAAGACAACAAGUUUUAUCGAGCAGAAAUUGAAGCUCUUCAUUCCUCUGGGACGACUGCUGUUGUUAAGUUUUGUGAUUAUGGAAACUAUGAAGAGGUGUUAUUAUGCAACAUCAGGCCUGUUCAAGCUGACACCUGGGAGGAGGAAGAAAUGACUUACGAGCAAACUUUAGAAUUUCGCAGAGGGGGUGACGGGCAACCCAGGCGGUCAACACGGCCCACUCAACAAUUUUAUCAACCUCCAAGAGCUAGAAACUGAUCAAAGAUAUUCAUCGUGGCAAGAGCGUUCUGCAUUUCUUCACGCCUGAAGGGUAAUAUUUCAGAAAGAUGCAGACAGGGAGUACAGAAAUCUACCCACCACAGACUUUUUUUUAAAGUUAAUGCUGUGAAGCUAAACUUUUUACAUAUGAAAAAAAAAAAAAAAAACAUUGUUAAUACUGACAUCAAUAAAAGCCACCAUGCUCAA
Molecule: messenger RNA, 2231 nt
Organism: Python bivittatus (Burmese python)
Lineage: Eukaryota; Metazoa; Chordata; Lepidosauria; Squamata; Pythonidae
Source: RefSeq, a predicted model, not a curated record